CACCACCCACCCACCGCCUUUGCGCCUCCGAAGCCUCAAUCUCACCCGCACCCUCAUACCAUUCAAACACGCAUUCGCCAUGGGUAAUGACGGCGGCUCUAUCCCCAAGCGCCGCGAACUCGUCAAAGAAGCCGCCAAAGCCCUCACCACAACCCAAGCCAAAGAGCAACUCACCGAACAACAAGAAUACCACUGGUCGACCUGCCCUCUCUCUCGAAAGCCGCUCGCUGCACCUGUAGUCAGCGACGCCGCCGGUACCCUGUACAACAAAGACUCUGUUAUCGAGUUCCUGCUCAAGGAGGAUGGGCGCGAGAAGGAAGAAGCUGGGAAAGUCGCGGAUGUGAGGAGUGAGGGGCAUUUUGUCGAGUUGGGGUGUGCGGGGGAUAGAUUGAAGGGGCUUAAGGAUGUUGUGGAGGUUAGGUUUGAGGUUGGUAAAGAGGAGACGAAGGAGGGAUCUGGGAGUAGUGAGAACUGGGUAUGUUCUAUUACAGGGCGCGAGUUAGGGCCAGGUGCGAAGGCGGUGUAUAUUGUGCCAUGCGGGCAUGCGUUUGCAGGGAGUGUGGUUAAGGAGGUUGCGGGGAGUGUGUGUCUGCAGUGCAAUGAGCCGUAUGCCGAGAAUGACGUUAUACCCAUCCUACCAAUUCUACCGACCGAUCUCGCACGGCUAAACUUGCGGAUAAAGACCCUACGAGAGAAGGGCCUUACACACGCGCUCAAAAAAGCCCCCGGGAGCAAAAAGCGCAAGAAGAACGCUGAAAAAGAUUCAAACGGCGGCGAAGCGAACGGCACAACCACAAAAUCUAAAUCCUCGUCCGACGAAGACAGGAAGGCGAAGCCCAAGGCGAACGGCGAGAACGAGACGACAGUCAACAGCAUCAAGAACUCAGCUACUGCGUCGCUGACGCGGAAGGUCAUGGAGGAGCAGGAGGAACGGAAUAAGAGGAGGAAGUUGGGGCAGAAUGAGAAUGUUAAAAGUUUGUUUAAUACGACGAGUAGUAAGCCGAGUACGGGGAAUAGUGCGGAUUAUAUGACAAGGGGGUUUAGUAUUGGGAAGAAGUGAACGAAGUCUGGGGAGCCUGGUGUCGAGAAAUUGGGAGGUUAGGGUUAAAGACGGGCAUAUGCAUACAGGGCGUUUUGGGCAUGGAGCAGACUGGAGCAUGAGGCUUACAAGCUUGUAAAUUGAGGAGAUGUGAAUAAGUGACCUCUGUCCUUGACAAUAAUGUUUAAGUCAGUAUUUGAAAUCGGGCACACCCUAG
This is a messenger RNA of Macroventuria anomochaeta, 1256 nucleotides long. Its product is annotated as DUF602-domain-containing protein. Gene Ontology annotation, cellular component: nucleus. The transcript has 2 exons. The record is from RefSeq and is a predicted model, not a curated record. NCBI's taxonomy places the organism in Eukaryota, Fungi, Ascomycota, Dothideomycetes, Pleosporales, Didymellaceae. Gene Ontology annotation, biological process: mitotic DNA replication termination; site-specific DNA replication termination at RTS1 barrier. The coding region runs from base 80 to 1060 and encodes 326 amino acids.